Messenger RNA from Limulus polyphemus (Atlantic horseshoe crab), 3814 nucleotides. Its product is annotated as Krueppel-like factor 10. The transcript has a single exon. Bases 436 to 1587 code for a protein of 383 amino acids. The record is from RefSeq and is a predicted model, not a curated record. Gene Ontology annotation, biological process: regulation of transcription by RNA polymerase II. NCBI's taxonomy places the organism in Eukaryota, Metazoa, Arthropoda, Merostomata, Xiphosura, Limulidae. Gene Ontology annotation, molecular function: RNA polymerase II cis-regulatory region sequence-specific DNA binding; DNA-binding transcription factor activity, RNA polymerase II-specific.
UCUCGAUAGCCACUCAGUUGCUCUUGUCCAAGUGGCUUUCCAUGUUUCUAUUGGUGGAUACUAAAUAGCCAAUCAGGGCACGUUUUGGAUAUCUCAAGCCAUUCAUAAGUCUCACAGGGUCAAAGGCAAGAGAGAGAAAGUGAUAAGAAACCUUAUAAGAGAGGAGAGUCGUGUGGUUCGUGGAUUUCUUUCCAUCUACUGUGAUAGCGUAGUUAAAAUGCAGCAAUAACUGUAACGUAAUUGUGUACGUUUUACUUGUGAAUACUUAAUACUGUUUCAACACCUUUUCUGUCAACAACGUUCGUGUUAUUUUGCCCUGCACACCUGUUUCCUAUUCUGAGUUUUCUAUAGUAUUCUGAAGGGAUGCGUAUUUAUGAGUAUUGAUUGUGUUAUUAAUAUUCUCCUCUGAAUCUCUGUAAGUGUUCGAGUGCAAGCAUGGAAGACCUGCUACCCUUGUCUUCUAGUUUGGAGCGAGAAACUAUCACAUUGCAUAAACUCAACUCUUCUGAUGAAGAAAGUGACAUCAGUGUAGGAGAACUACCAUGGGACGACUGGUCAUUGGAUAAAAUUGAACCUGAUGCCUACCUUGAUUACCUCAUAUCCCAGCUUCCUUUAGAAGGUCCACUUGAAACCCCAGAAUUUCCUAGUGUUAGUCGCGAAAAUGACCCAUUUUCUCAGCUUGGUCAACCAUCCUUCACCGAUAAUAGUGUUUACCAGGGGCUAUGGGACUGUAAAUGGAUUGGACCCACUUUGCCCCAGACGAAUAACUCUAGAGCCGUUAAUCCUUCAUGUAUGUUCGCUGAGACAGGUUCUGUCUCCAAUUAUAAUUUCAGCCCCGAUUCCACUUCAGGUUCUGACCUUUGUUCUUCUACCGACACCAUGCCAGAAUUCGGAACCUGUGAGAGUGAUCUAGUCGUCUUAGGCGUAGGCCUGAAAACCUUAAUGUCCGGGUUACGGGAAGAGGACAUUAAACCUGAACCGGUCAUUCAACAGCGGAGACCUAUUUAUAACAACAAAACUAACAUGACAACUGUUCUUCAACCUCAAGGUGCCCUUAAUGGGUUUAAUCGCAGCCUUUUAAACAGAAACAAUUCCAUGGGACCAGUCACUAUCCCCACGUGCCCUAUAACUAGUUCUUCCCCACUACUGAACUUCCCUCAAACCUCCGCAGGGAACCGAAGAGGACCCCAAAGAAUGGGCGUAAAUGGGUCUACAGCUAAAGAUGAAGAAAAGAUUUUCUACUGCACGUACCAAGGGUGUAACAAAGUCUACUCUAAAAGCUCUCAUCUAAAAGCCCAUCUGAGACGACACACGGGUGAAAAACCAUUCGCCUGCCAAUGGCCUGGCUGCGGCUGGCGUUUCUCUCGCUCCGAUGAGCUGGCCCGCCAUAAACGAUCCCACUCUGGUAUCAAGCCCUAUCGCUGUCAGAUAUGUGAGAAGCGUUUCUCCAGGUCCGACCACCUAGCCAAGCACCUGAAGGUACAUCGUCGAGAAAAGCUGAUCAGUUUAGUGUCAGGGGGAACAUCUACAUCAUAUCGGAGACCAGCAGCUCCUGUAACGUCUAUUUUACAAACUACUGAAGCCUAGGCUAGAAAGAAAACUAAUGUGAAGGAGGAAAAAAAGCAUUAUUCUGUGCCAAAUGUGUGUAUGUGUGUGUGUGUGUGUGUGUAUUAUUAAUUUGUCGUCGCUGAAAUGUCGGAGGCAACAAAACAUGAGAACAGAUCAAGUAUUAAGAAGUUACCGAAGCGAAACUGGGACAUAAAAGACAUUGAACAAUUCAUGAUGCCAGUGUUUUGGCCUCACUAAUCAAACUUUGCUUCUAAUUAUGUCAGAAAGUUAGACUCUUACUUGUACAUCUUCGCAACUCGACUACCAAGAACACAGAAGUGCGUUUAUAUACUCGAUAGAGGAUGUGUGUGUGAUGUUUGUGACAAAUUUUGAUUAAACGCUAAGAAAUAAGAGUUACAAUUUAGUCCGCAUAAUUAUAAAUUGUUCACGAAAAUAUCAGUUAAAUGUUUAUUGUUAUAUGAAUCCUAAUAAGAAUCUAACUCAUAUAUGAGUCAGAAAUACUGUAGAUAAUUGUAUAUAUUACUCCUAUACACUCGGACAAAAAUUACUCACGUCUUACUCUUUUUAGUCUCGAAAGUUCGUUAGAAGACAACGAAACAUUUGACUAAUUUCUGCCUCAUAUUACUUAAUGUUUCUGUUGAAUUAAUUAAUAUAACAUUGCACUUAAAUGUUUAAUAACUGAAUUAAUAUUCGUAUCCUUCUGAAUGUUAAAGGAUAAUUUAAACACCAUAGUAUUUCAUUUGUUUUAAAACUGAUGUUUGAAAUGAUUAAUGAUUCUUUCUUCAGUGUACAACGUUUGUCCGUUGUCUUAUUUUUCAAUAUUCUUCAGAAAGUAAAAAUAGCAUUUUUACCAUAAAUAACUUUGUUGGUUAACUUAUAAAAAUUUGAUUAAGGUGUUAAAAGUGCAAUAAGUCACAACAUCUUUAAACGUUUUCUAAGUAAUUAAUUAAAGAAUUUCCUAAAUAAUCGUUUAAUUAACCGUUGUGAAAAACUCUAUUCAAGUAAAGCUGUUAUUUCCUCACUAUAGGGUAAUGGAUGAUUGAUUGAAGUUAUUACGAUAGCGUUUUGAGCAAUGAAGAAAAGAAAUAAAGGAAACGUACUUCUAGCUUAGGUUUAAAAACAGUUAAAGUUAACAGUUUUUUACCUUUACCUCUAAGGUACUGUUUUAGUUCAAAAGCACAUUUUUCAAUUUGCAUUCCAAGUGUAUUCUUGAAAAUAUAAACCUUAGAAUAACUGUGAAACAUAUUCCAAAAUAUUUUAUGGAUUACAAUAUGUAUUUUUUCUAUAAAUUAUAAAUUUAAUAUUUUCAUAAGAGGGAAUGUGAUUAAAAUAUCAUUUUUAUAAUAUGUAAGUAUACCGCAGUUCGUUAGCUGUUUAAAAUUACUUAGGAGUUUUAAAACAAUUGUUUUCGAUCUGGAACAUUUUUUUCAUUUUCUCUCCAAAAAAAAAAUUAAUUUGGUUUAACACAUUUCAAAAACAAAUUUAAAGAUUCUGCAACCUUGAAACAAGGAAUAAUAGAAUACCCAGAAAAUAACUGUUUGCAAAAUUUUUCACUGUUGCUUUUAAGUUAAGUGAGACGUUUCUAAAUGGGACUGUUUUGUUUUUUGUUUUUUUUUUCAUUUAGAUUAUAGUCUUAUAUAUAUAUAUUCUUAUGCAGUAAGAUAAAAAUUAUAAAAUAUUUGAAUGUUUUUUAGACCAGUAUCAGUACGAGUUUUUAGAAAGUUAAAGAUGUGGAAUGAAAUUUCAUUAAUAACUAACAGUAUAAAAUCAAAUAAAGUUAAAUUGCGCCUAGUUCUUACUUCAACUGCGGAAUAUCUUGAUUCAGUGGUUGGUAUAUUCUUUUAGCUAUCAAAGAAUAUUUAAAAGUCCUUUCGUUCUUUUUGUUUUCUGUGUUAAAAUGCUUUUGUCAACAUUAUUAAUCAACCUAUAUGGAAAAUGUAAUUUUUGAAAAAUCAGCUUGUUUCUGGUUUUCGCGAUUUAUUUUUCUCAAACGUCUUUGAUUCUGAUGAAACAAAAUUAUGGAUUUGUUGUUUGUUUGUUUUUGUAUAAGCAAAUGCAAAAGGAGUGUUUUUUUUUUGUUUUUGUUCUCUAUUUUUUCUUUUUUUCGUCUUUGAAACGUGGAAAUUUCCCUUUGCUUGUGUGCUUUUAGAACCGCAUUUUAGGUCAUCUAUACAUUUGUUCGGCAGUAUAAAUGUUCUGUGCCUAUUAAAUUUGUGAUUUAAAAUAAACGUUUUCAAGCAUUUCA